AAGAGCGAAGGCGGAAGGGCAGAAGCGAGAAGACCAUAAUAUCGAGUGGUACCUGAGAACAAUUGAAAGUAUGUAUGGCUGAGCUAUUGUCUCCAUCAUCAAAGCACUGACUGUUUCCAAUUGCCAAACUAGCGACCAGAGCAGUGUUGUUAGACCCAAGUAGUCUUUCGGAUGACAUAAAUACCAAAGACCGACUGUUGAAUUUUGCCGUGAUAUUUUGUCACCGGUAUGCUUUACUACAGAACAGUGCUCCGGUGGUAACUGCUUUGUUCCUACUGGCCAACUUUCUCGCGCUCUGCGAAGGCGAAGGACCAGGGGAGAGCUGGUCAGAGCUCAAGGAUGCCAUUUCAGCUCACCUGAUUAUGGCGGCCGCACAAGAGGAGCUCGCGGCGGCCGGCAUUCAAUCAACCUCGGACUACGACGAGUGUAUUCACCGCGUGCACGAGGCCAUAGAAGAACAAUCGCCGGCGAAAGGACGACAAGGGUAUCUGAAAUACUUCCAGCCACCUAGCGGUUUGUCGCUAGAGGUUCACCUAAGGGACAUAUCGAACGAACUACCCGCAGCUCAGCUUGCACGUGCUGUGGUUGAUUACCUGACCAACUUAAUGCAAUCGCUAGAUCCACCCAUACUGCUGCAGUUAGAGAGAGGGAAACUUGGUGGACUCACCCGUGAAGAGACCAGGCGGCUUAAAGAAAGAGUAGGACUAUGAAUGCCCAUAAUUCGGUCAUCUGUACAGUUUAUAGUCGGACAUUGGGGAGACAAAUCACAAGACUAGCUGCAAUGGUGGGCCUCUCUACAUGGAUUGAACAGUAAC
Aspergillus brunneoviolaceus CBS 621.78 is the source of this 815-nucleotide messenger RNA. RefSeq lists its product as uncharacterized. Lineage: Eukaryota; Fungi; Ascomycota; Eurotiomycetes; Eurotiales; Aspergillaceae. The transcript has a single exon. The record is from RefSeq and is a predicted model, not a curated record. Bases 363 to 710 code for a protein of 115 amino acids.